AUGGAGCGGCUGCGGGACGUGCGGGAGCGGCUGCAGGAUUGGGAGCGCGCGUUCCGGAGGCGGUGUGGGCGGCGGCCGGGCCAGGAGGACGUGGAGGCGGCGCCGGAGGAGACCCGCGCGCUCUACCGGGAGUACCGCGCCCUGAAGGGGGCCCUGAGCCGGGCCGGCGGCAUCGGACCUCGCAGCCCCAAGCAGUCGCUUCUCGCGACGGCGGAGGAGAGGCCGGAGCCCAGCUGCUGGGGGCCGCACUUGAAUCGAGCUGCGACCCAGAGUCCACAUUCUAGUCUUUCUGGGCCAAGUCCUGUGGGGUCUGUGCCAGACUACGGGAAGAGGCUUAAGACCAACCUAAAGGCCACCCUGCAGGCUGGGCCAGCCCUGGGCCGCAUACCCCGGCCUCCACGAAGACCCUCCUCCAAGACGCCCUCCCCGGGGUCACCAGGUGCAGGGGCUGCCCCCAUCUCUCCAGAAGAAGUCAGUGAGGUGCCCCUGCAGCCUCGUGGGCCCCGGCUGAGGCCAGGCCGCCUCCAGCAGCUACGGGCAUCCCUGAGUCUACGACUGAGCUCCCUAGAUCCUGACUGGCUACAGAGAUGUCACAGCGGGGCCCCAGAUUUCCUGGGGGCUGCCCAGGCCUGCCAGCCUAACCUGGGUGUAGAGGGGUCACAGCCUCUGACUUCAGGUGUGCCGUCAGUCCUUGGUCACAACACUGGCCCCGAGACUCGAGCCCUACAGACGGGUGGAGUUACAGGGAGCCCCCAACCCGGCAACAGACGAGGCAAGAAGUGGAGAUGCGGGAGGGAACCAGAAGGGAACCCUGCACAGGCCCAGCAGGACGGUGGCCAAGCAGGACCUCUGCCUGAGGAAGCUGGCGCUGCGGGACAUGCAGAAGACGGUCCAGGAGAACCCCUGUGGGUACAGCCCCCCAGUGGCCCCACAGCCCCCAGGUACCAGCUUCAGCCUCCCGGUAGGGUCGCCUUGAGAUGAGCCAGGGUGGGGCAGGCUUUGGGCAUGGCCUGCUUGUACAUCCUUUCUAGAUCAGCUAACCAAAGCGGAGGUAAUUACGUACUACUCAACAUGAAGCAGAAACGCUACGUGCGGGGCCCAGCGCUCCGUGGCAGGCUGCUCCGCAAGCAGAUGUGGAAGCAGAAGUGGCAGAAGAAAGGGGAGCGUUUUGGAGGUGGUCAGCCCAGAGCCACAGUCAGGAACUCUUGCUUCCGGUGUGGGCAGCUAGGCCACUGGUCAUCCCAGUGCCCCCAACCAGAGCCUACUCCGGGCCCCCAGAAGAGCAGUAAGAACGAAGAGGACGUGCAGACCCAGCUCACCUUGGAGGAAGGAGUCCAGAGGACAGGCACUGCCAUUUCUCAGCUCCCUGUAAGUGAGAAAGAUGCAGAGCCCGCUGGGCCUGAGCUGUUGGUGACCAUGGAGCGGUCUGUGCCCCAGGCGCACUGCCCACCCCCCUGUGUGCCACCACUCUACCCACCAGGGCCCUCGGGGCAGGUGGCAGAGACACCAGCUGAGGUGUUCCAGGCCCUAGAGCAGCUGGGGCACCAAGCCUUCCGCCCCGGGCAGGAGCGUGUGGUCAUGCGGAUCCUUUCUGGCAUGUCCACGCUGCUGGUGUUGCCCACAGGUGCUGGCAAGUCCCUUUGCUACCAGCUCCCUGCGCUGCUUUACGCCCGGCGGAGCCCCUGCCUCACACUGGUCAUCUCUCCCCUCCUGUCUCUCAUGGACGACCAGGUGUCUGGCCUGCCCCCGUGCCUGAAGGCAGCGUGCAUCCAUUCAGGCAUGACCAGGAAGCAGCGGGAGUCUGCCUUGAAGAAGGUUCAGGCGGCCCAGGUGCAUGUGCUGAUGCUGUCACCCGAGGCGCUGGUUGGGGCUGGGGCAGGGACCCCUGGCCGCCUCCCUCAGCUGCCGCCGGUCGCCUUUGCCUGUAUCGAUGAGGCCCACUGCCUUUCCCAGUGGUCCCACAACUUCCGGCCCUGCUACUUGCGCGUCUGCAAGGUGCUGCGGGAACACAUGGGCGUGCGCUGCUUCCUGGGCCUCACGGCCACGGCCACACGCAGCACCUCGAGGGAUGUGGCCCGGCAUCUAGGCGUGGCCGAGGAGCUUGUCCUCAGAGGGCCGGUCACCAUCCCCACCAACCUUCACCUCUCUGUGUCCAUGGACAGGGACCCCGACCAGGCUUUGGUGACGCUGCUGCGGAGUGAUCGUUUCCGUGCUCUGAGCUCCGCCAUCGUGUACUGCAACAGACGCGAGGACACGGAGCGUGUUGCUGCACUGCUCCGCACCUGCCUGCCCGAGGCCCGGGACCUGGGGCCCCAAGGCCGGGCCCCCAAGGCCGUAGCCGAAGCCUACCACGCCGGCAUGUGUGGCCGGGAGCGGCAGCGGGUGCAGCGGGCCUUCAUGGACGGCCAGCUGCGGGUGGUGGUGGCCACGGUGGCCUUCGGGAUGGGGCUGGACCGGCCAGACGUGCGGGCCGUGCUGCACCUGGGGCUGCCCGCGAGCUUCGAGAGCUACGUGCAGGCUGUGGGCCGGGCCGGGCGUGACGGCCAGCCAGCGCACUGCCACCUCUUCCUACAGCCCCAGGGCCAGGACCUGCGGGAGCUGCGGAGACACGUGCAUGUCGACGCCACCGACUUUCCCGCCGUGAAGAAGCUGGUCCAGUGCUCGUUCCCACCCUGCACCUGCACCAGUGCCCACGCCCAGCGGCCCCCGGAGCAGGACGGAGCCGAGAGCCAGGACAGGCCCGUGGCCACGUCCCUGAGGGAGGCCGAGCAACCCAACGUGGAGCGCACAGCCCGGUGCCCGGGCCACGAGCGGGCGCUCCCAGUGCAGCCGUUGGUGCAGGCCCUGGACAUGCCUGAGGAGGCCAUUGAGACCCUGCUGUGCUACCUGGAGCUCCACCCACGGCGUUGGCUGGAACUGCUGACGCCCACCUGCGCCCGCUGUCGUCUGCACUGCCCCGGGGGCGCCCCCCAGCUCCAGGCCCUGGCCCACAGGUGUCCCCCCCUGGCUGUGUGUUUGGCCCAGCAGCCACCGCAGAACACAGGAGGGGGAAGCUGUUCUGUCGAGUUCGACGUGCUGCAGCUGGCCGGCUCAGCGGGCUGGAGGCUGGCCUCUGUAGAGCACGCUCUCCGCCAGCUGCAGUGGGAGCCAGAGCCCGCGACAGGUGCACCUCGGGGCACGGGGGUGCUGGUGGAGUUCCGGGAGCUUGCCUUCUGUCUGCGCAGUCCUGGAGACCUGACGGCCCACGAGCGGGACCAGAUCUGUGACUUCCUGUACUGCCACAUACAAGCUCGAGAGCAGGAGGCUCUGGCCCGCCUGCGCCACACCUUCCAGGCCUUUCACAGCGUCGCCUUCCCCAGCUGCGGGCCUUGCUUGGAGCAGCCUGAUGAGGAGCGCAGCGCCAGGCUCAAGGCCCUGCUCAGCAGCUACUUCGAGGAAGAGGGUUCAGGGGGCACAGAAGACGAGCAGGGCCCAGAGCCAGGACAGGCUGGGAUCCAGGACUGGGAGGACCAGAUUCGCCAGGACGUCCGCCACCUUCUGUCCUCGUGGCCAGACCAGCAGUUCUCAGGCAGGGCUGUGGCCCGUAUCUUCCACGGCAUCGGAAGCCCCCGCUACCCAGCGCAGGUGUAUGGGCGGGACCGGCGCUUCUGGAGAAGAUACCUGCAUCUGAGCUUCCCCGCCCUGAUGCGCUUAGCCACAGAGGAGAUCCUGCGGUGGGGCCACUGACCACCCUGCCGUGGGCGGGCCCUGCUCCCCCACAUCACAGACAGGCAUGCACAGGGAGCCGCGUGGCCACAGUACGGAGGGAAUCAGGUGUGGCAUUGCAUCGGGGAAAAGGGACAUCGAUGGCCAUGACAACGACGGACUACCCUGGGCACAGCCCACCACCGGAAAUGUGGGGGCAAGGAAGCCCCCAAAUGCAGAAUAAAAAAAUGCUCAAGUCAC
This is a messenger RNA of Leptonychotes weddellii (Weddell seal), 3945 nucleotides long. The record is from RefSeq and is a predicted model, not a curated record. Lineage: Eukaryota; Metazoa; Chordata; Mammalia; Carnivora; Phocidae.